CCAAUCAAAGAUGGGAUCGUGUGAUUUGGAGCGAUGAGUCUCGCUUUAUGGUUUUCCCAAAGGAUGGAAACCUUAGAAUUUGGCGCUUUCCUCUGGAGAAGUUCAAGUCUGAUUGUAUCAUGCCUAGAGUACAGUUUGGAGGUGGUUCGGUGAUGGUUUGGGGCUGUGUGUGGGCAGGAGGAGUAGGCCCACUAAAAACGAUUAUUAACAGCCUUGACCAAUUUGGCUAUAUAAACCUUUUGGAAAGAAAGUUGCUCCCAUUUUAUGGUCGCCUAAGUGAAAGACAUAACGGGGAGUUUCUUUACCAAGAAGACAAUGCUCCUUGUCAUAAGUCAAAACUUGUUGAGAACUGGAAAAAGACCCAUAAUGUACCAAUAAUGGAAUGGCCGCCGAAUAGCCCAGAUCUCAGUCCUAUUGAGAACCUAUGGGCUCAUUUGGGUCGAAUGGUAAGGGCAAGAGUACCAGCUCCAAGAACUAUUAAGGAGCUAGACAAGGUUAUCCAUGAAGAAUAGAAGUAAAUACCGGUUGCAGUAUGCAAGGCCUACUGCAUGUCUAUGCCAACUCGCAUAGCCCGUAUGAAGAAAGCCCGUGCCAGCAAAGAGAUAGAUUAUCUACACAACAACAUCAAUGUGAUCGAUUUGUCUUGUAGUUUGAUAACUACCAGAAGCUGCGAAAUCACAAGACUUCACAAAGGAGAUUCGGCAACAGUAGCUGGAGUUGCCUAUUAUAUUUCAAAGGACACUGAAAUGGAACUUGAUAUUGAUGAUUCUACUGUUGACAACGAAUCUAUUAGAGAUUCAGAACAUACCAUGGAUGCCAUGGAUGUCGGGGAGGUUGUUUCUUACAAGUACGGCUGUACAUUCAAAAACAGGGAGGGUGAAGCUCACCACAAAAUUGCCAGAGCAGCUUACAGAGAUAUCGUCCGAUUUGUUAAUACGAUCAUCUGGGACCAUGAUGAGAUAAUGUUGGUAACUGUACUGAUGUCUUAUAUUAGCCCGGGGCCAGAAUCAGUCAUGGUGAAACAGCUGAUGCUUUGCUUGUCAAAAUCAAGCAUCAAGGGCCAUGAGUAUGAUGUCUGUCCUAGUGGUUGCCGAUUGUAUGGGAUAAAUGACGACCAGGAAUCUUGUGUCGACUGCGGCGAACCAUGA
This is a messenger RNA of Phycomyces blakesleeanus NRRL 1555(-), 1148 nucleotides long. RefSeq lists its product as hypothetical. The coding region runs from base 549 to 1148 and encodes 199 amino acids. Lineage: Eukaryota; Fungi; Mucoromycota; Mucoromycetes; Mucorales; Phycomycetaceae. The transcript has 6 exons. The record is from RefSeq and is a predicted model, not a curated record.